Telopea speciosissima is the source of this 915-nucleotide messenger RNA. Its product is annotated as putative protein phosphatase 2C-like protein 44. The record is from RefSeq and is a predicted model, not a curated record. Lineage: Eukaryota; Viridiplantae; Streptophyta; Magnoliopsida; Proteales; Proteaceae. Gene Ontology annotation, molecular function: protein serine/threonine phosphatase activity. Bases 10 to 876 code for a protein of 288 amino acids. Gene Ontology annotation, cellular component: cytosol; nucleus. The transcript is spliced from 5 exons. Gene Ontology annotation, biological process: protein dephosphorylation.
AUUCAUAAGAUGGGUCUAAAAGAUCUUCAAAGCAAGUUCAAGGCAUUCGCGGUGACUCGGUUUCUCACAGGAAAUGUGGAGAGAAGUAAAAGAAAGGGUUCACAGAAACAUUCAUGGAUGACACCCAUCACACAUGGGUUCCAUGUUAUUGAGGAUAGAUCAUUGAGAGGUGGUGGAUCAGGGGACUUGGAUUCUGACUCUGUUUUGAUACAAAGAGAGCAAAUCCAGGAUCAAGAAGUGUGGAUGUUUGGAGUCUUUGAUGCUCAGAUGGGUAAUGAAGUUACUGGAUACUUGCAGUCCCAUCUGUUUGAUAAGAAACUCAAUGAGUCUCAAUUUAGGAGGAAGACCAAGGAGACAAUGAAAAAAGCAUAUCUUUCAACAAGAACACAACUAGAUGAGGGAGAGAGUGAGAAUGAGAGAACAAGAAAAAUGGGUUCCACACAUGCCAUUGUGAUGAAUGGAGAGAAGGUGGUGGCAGCAAACAUGUCUGACUAUAGAGCUAUUAUAUGUAGAGAUGGUGUGGCUAAUCUGGUAGGCAAAAGGUACAAUCGCAGGGCUAAGAGAAAUUGGUCUCUUAAUCUCCUUUCAGGUGGAUGGCAUAUGCCAAAAAUACGUAUAUUGGCAUGUGAAACUGGCAAUACUGGUAGUAAACCUUCUACCUCUGAACCAGUUGUUGGUGUUGAGAAGAUUGACUCUGAUGCAGAGUUUCUUAUUCUGGCAAGCAAUGGCAUAUGGGAGGUUAUGAAUAAUCAGGAAGCUGUGAAUCUCAUUAGGCAUAUUGACGAUCCACAAGAAGCUUCCGAGUGCUUGGCAAGGGAGGCUUUAACAAGAAUGAGCAGAAGCAAAAUAUCUUGUUUAGUCAUUCGUUUUGAUUGAUAGAAUAAGUAGUUCUUUCACCAACAAGUCCAUCCAGUC